Branchiostoma floridae (Florida lancelet) is the source of this 1712-nucleotide messenger RNA. RefSeq names its product alpha-amylase 1-like. Gene Ontology annotation, molecular function: alpha-amylase activity; cation binding. Gene Ontology annotation, biological process: carbohydrate metabolic process. The record is from RefSeq and is a predicted model, not a curated record. The transcript has 11 exons. Lineage: Eukaryota; Metazoa; Chordata; Leptocardii; Amphioxiformes; Branchiostomatidae. The coding region runs from base 117 to 1607 and encodes 496 amino acids.
GUCGGCCUUAUCUUUUGUUUCCUCCAAAAUUGGUAUAAAAGAACGUCUCGCUCGUAUGAGCCUCUCUGACUGACCGCAGUUCAUUUGGCCGAGACUUUGGUAGCCAGAACAUCAACAUGAGGCUCAUCAUCAUCCUGUCGCUGUUUGCUGGUACUCUGGCCCAGUGGGGCGCGAACAUGGAGAAUGGACGUACCACUCUUGUGCACCUGUUCGAGUGGAGGUGGGCGGACAUCGCAGCGGAAUGUGAGCGUUUCCUGGGGCCCAACGGCUUCGGUGCUGUACAGGUCUCGCCUCCAAGCGAGAACGCGGUGAAAAGUGGUCGUCCGUGGUGGGAGCGUUACCAGCCGGUCAGCUACCAGCUGCAGACCCGCAGUGGAAGCGAUGCUGAGUUCAGGGACAUGGUGAAGAGGUGUAACGAUGUCGGCGUCAGAAUUUACGUGGAUGCCGUGAUCAACCAUAUGGCAGCUGGGUCAGGUUCUGGUACAGCAGGCUCUUCUUACAACGGAGAAGACUUCCCCGGGGUCUACAGUGCCUUUGACUUCAACGACGGCAAUUGCAACUCCGGAAGCGGAAACAUUGAGAACUAUAUGGAUGUUAACCAGGUCCGUAACUGUAAGCUGGUUGGUUUACCAGAUUUGAACUUGGGAUCCGAUUACGUCAGGGGCAAGAUCGCAGGAUACAUGAACAAGCUCAUCGACGCCGGUGUUGCCGGGUUCCGAGUGGACGCGUGUAAGCACAUGUGGCCGGGUGACCUGCAGGCCAUCUCCGGCAGACUGCACGAUCUUUCCACCAACUUCUUUGCCGCCAACACUCGGCCUUACAUCGUCCAGGAGGUGAUUGACGUUGGGGGCGGUGAGCCCAUCACAUCGGGCCAGUACCAACACCUUGGCCGCGUCACUGAGUUCAAGUACUCCAAGUUCAUCGGAGAGGUCUUCAGGAAGUGGAACAACCAGAAGCUGAGCUACUUCUCCAACUGGGGCGAAGGUUGGGGCAUGCUGCCUUCUGGGAGUUCUCUUGUUUUCGUGGAUAACCAUGACAACCAGCGUGGCCACGGUGCCGGCGGUGCCAGCAUCAUUACAUUCAGAGACUCCAAACUCUACAAGAUGGCCAAUGCUUUCAUGUUGGCCCAUCCUUACGGCAACCCUCGUGUGAUGUCCAGCUUCUAUUUCGACUCUCACGCCACUGACCAAGGUCCUCCCAACAGUAACGGAAACACCAACGGCGUCACCAUCAACUCUGACGGCACCUGUGGAGGUGGCUGGAUGUGUGAGCACAGGUGGCGCCAGAUUAAGAACAUGGCGCAGUUCCGUAACGUGGUCCACGGUGAGAGUUUGCAGAACUGGUGGAGUAACGGGAACAACCAGAUCGCCUUCUCACGUGGCAACAAGGGCUUCAUCGUCAUCAACAACGAUGGCUAUAACAUGAACGAGUGGCUGCAAACAGGCAUGCCAGCCGGAGAUUACUGUGAUGUCAUUUCCGGCGACAAGCACAACGGCCACUGCUCGGGCACGACCAUUACAGUAGGAGGGGACGGACGGGGGCAUUUCCACAUCUCCAGCCAUGCUGAUGAUGGUGUCAUUGCCAUCCACCAGGGUUCUAAGCUGUAGAAUUACAUGGUCCCGAAUAACAAUGCAUUUGCAUCACAAAUGAUUGCAACGCAUGAGUCUCAGUCUUGAAGUAAAAUAAAUCAUGGACAUGAAAUCGUCAUAGCA